This is a messenger RNA of Sphaerulina musiva SO2202, 1143 nucleotides long. Its product is annotated as aryl-alcohol dehydrogenase Aad14. The record is from RefSeq and is a predicted model, not a curated record. Lineage: Eukaryota; Fungi; Ascomycota; Dothideomycetes; Mycosphaerellales; Mycosphaerellaceae. The transcript is spliced from 4 exons. Bases 1 to 1143 code for a protein of 380 amino acids.
AUGUUCCAGCCUGCACCGGCACCAGCCACCCCUCUGGGCCGCUACCGAGUCUUGUCGUCCACUGCCGGUGUGCGAGUGUCGCCCCUCCAGCUGGGCGCCAUGAGCAUUGGAGAUGCCUGGAACGAUUUCAUGGGCAGCAUGAGCAAGGAAGACAGCUUCAAGCUGCUCGACGCCUUUGAGGCUGCCGGUGGCAACUUCAUCGACACUGCCAACAAUUACCAGAAUGAGCAGUCGGAAGAGUGGAUUGGAGAGUGGAUGCAGAAGAAGAAGAACCGUGACUUCAUGGUCAUUGCCACCAAGUUCACCACCUGCUACAAGAUGGAGAAGGACGGCAAGGGCAAGACGGUCAACCAUGCCGGCAACCACAAGCGCUCGCUUCAUGUCAGUUUGCGGGACAGCUUGGCCAAACUCCAGACGGACUACAUUGACAUUCUGUAUCUGCACUGGUGGGAUUGGACCACCAGCAUUGAGGAGAUCAUGGACUCGCUUGAUGCCAUGGUCAAGUCGGGCAAGGUUCUCUACCUCGGAAUUUCAGACACUCCUGCCUGGAUCGUGUCUGCCGCGAACGAGUACGCCAAGUCACACGGCAAGACCCAGUUCUCCAUCUACCAGGGCAGAUGGAACGUCAUGCUCCGCGACUUUGAGCGGGAUAUUCUUCCCAUGGCUCGCCACUACGGCAUGGCUCUCGCUCCGUGGGAUGCCAUUGGCGGAGGAAAGUUCCAGACCAAGAAGCAGCUGGAGGAGCGCAAGAAGAACAAUGAAGGCUUGCGCAGCAUCAUGGGCCAAGGACAGAAUGAAAAAGAGGCCAAAAUGUCCGCAGCACUGGAGAAGGUGGCCAAUGCCCAUGGCUUAGAGUCCCCAACCGCCGUGGCCCUGGCAUAUGUGAUGGCCAAGGCACCGAAUGUCUUCCCCAUUGUGGGUGGUCGCAAAGUCGAGCACCUUCACCAAAACAUCAAGUCCUUGGAGAUUAAGCUCUCGCAGGAGCAAAUCGACGAGCUGGAGAGCGUGCUCGACUUCGAAGUCGGCUUCCCCAACAACUUCAUCGGGCCCGACCCUCAUAUCACGGGACAGGCAUCGGGUCUGCUCGGCGCAAUAGCCCCCAUGGCGUUUGUCAAGUCUGGCUUGCCCAUUGGCCACGAAUAG